This is a messenger RNA of Medicago truncatula (barrel medic), 1640 nucleotides long. RefSeq names its product UDP-glycosyltransferase 73C4. The transcript has a single exon. Bases 38 to 1540 code for a protein of 500 amino acids. The record is from RefSeq and is a predicted model, not a curated record. Gene Ontology annotation, molecular function: UDP-glucosyltransferase activity. NCBI's taxonomy places the organism in Eukaryota, Viridiplantae, Streptophyta, Magnoliopsida, Fabales, Fabaceae.
UUUCUCAUUUUUUUUUUCCCUUCAUUUGCAGCCUAAAAUGACACAAGAACUAGCAAUGGAUUCAACUUCACUAAGCAACCUUCACAUUCUAUGCAUUCCUUUCAUGGCACCAGGUCACAUUCUUCCUAUGGUUGACAUGGCAAAGUUAUUGGCUAGACAUAAUGUGAAGGUGACCAUAAUCACUACACCUCUUAAUGCAAUCCAAUUCAAAACAAGCAUCAAUAAAGAGAUUGAAUCAGGUUCACCAAUCCAACUUCUAGAAGUGAAUUUUCCGAAUGCCGGGGCAGGAAUUCCAAAGGGAUGUGAAAGCUUAGAAACACUUCCUUCAAUGGAUCUCAAAGGAAAUUUCUUAAUAGCUGUUAACCUUCUGCAGAAGCCAAUAGAAGAGCUUAUUCAAAAGCUAGAACCAUUUCCAAGUUGCAUUAUAUCUGAUAAGCAUAUUCCAUCUCUAGCUGAUACAGCUAACAAGUUCAAAAUCCCAAGAAUCAUAUUUGAUGGUACUAAUUGCUUAAACCUCUUAUGCAACCAUAAUAUUCAUGCUUCUAAGGUUUAUGAAACUCUAUAUGAUUCAGAUCAAUUUGUUAUCCCUGGAUUGCCACAUAGAAUUGCAAUGAAAAAAUCUCAGCUUCCUGUGAUAUUCAAGCCUGGUCCGAAUCAACUGUUGAAUCGUUUACGUCAACGAAUAAGGGAUUCGGAAGUUGAAGCAUACGGGAUUGUGGUGAAUAGUUUUGAAGAGCUGGAAGAUGGUUAUGUUGAAGAGUAUCAAAAUGUUACAGGACAUAAGGUAUGGUGUGUUGGUCCAGUUUCAUUAUCGAAUAAAGAUGAUAUAGAAAAAGCUCAAAGAGGUAGUAAAAAUUUUAUUGAUGCAAAUGAGUAUGUGAAUUGGCUUAAUUCAUGGCCUAAAAACUCAGUAAUUUAUGUUUGUCUUGGUAGUCUUAAUCGUGUAACACCUAAACAAUUGAUGGAAAUUGGUUUGGGAUUGGAAGCUACUAAUAGACCAUUCAUUUGGGUGGUGAGAAAAGCAUAUAAGUGGGGUGAAAUGGAAAAAUGGCUAUUAGAAGAUGGAUUUGAAGAGAGGGUUAAAGGGAGAGGAAUUUUGAUUAGAGGUUGGGCUCCACAAGUUUUGAUAUUGUCACAUAAAGCAAUAGGUGCAUUUUUGACACAUUGUGGAUGGAAUUCAACAUUAGAAGCUAUAUGUGCUGGUGUACCAUUGAUAACAUUUCCUAUGUUUUCUGAUCAAUUUUAUAAUGAGAAAUUGGUUGUACAAGUGAUUGAGACUGGUGUGAGGGUGGGAGUAGAAAAUGCUGUGCAUUUUGGAGAUGAAGAUGAGUUUGGUGAUGGUUUUCAAGUGAGUAGGGAAAAUGUUAGAGAAGCUAUAGAGAAGGUGAUGGGUGAAGGUGAAGGGAAAAAUGAGAGGAGGGAAAGAGCUAAGAAGUAUGCUGAUAUGGGAAAGAAGGCUAUUGAACAAGGUGGAUCUUCUUACCUCAACAUGUUGAAGCUAAUUGAAGAUAUCAUGCAUGUUAAACCAUUUGAAUUUUGAAGUAUUGCUUCUUUGUUAUACUUUAUUGCUUGCUUGUUUAUUCCUUAUAUUUUACAAUAAAUGGUGAAUGAUUCAUGACAUUCUAUGUGUUCUUUGAAGU